Molecule: messenger RNA, 9999 nt
Organism: Sorex araneus (European shrew)
Lineage: Eukaryota; Metazoa; Chordata; Mammalia; Eulipotyphla; Soricidae
Gene: NHLRC2
Product: NHL repeat containing 2
Exons: 11
Coding region: 140-2320 (726 amino acids)
Molecular function (GO): protein binding
Source: RefSeq, a predicted model, not a curated record
GGCAGGACGCGCGCCCGCGCGGGGAGCGUUUGCAGGCGGGCGUGUGCAUGCCCGCUUCCCGGGGCGCGGGGGGCGCAGGGGGCGGCGGCGGCGGCGUGCGCGGGGAGGGCGCGGCCCGGGGGACCGGACGCCGGGGGACAUGGCGGCGGGCGGCGCGCGUAGCCGCAGCCUGGCGGGCCUGCUCCCCGCGCAGACCUCGCUGGAGUACGCGCUGCUCGACGCCGUCACGCAGGACGAGCAGGACCGCCUGGUCUACCAGUACCUGCAGAAGGUGGACGGCUGGGAGCAGGACCUGGCCCUGCCCGAGUUUCCGGAAGGUUUAGAAUGGCUGAAUACGGAAGAGCCCAUUUCUGUCUACAAGCAUUUAUGUGGAAAAGUGGUCGUGCUUGACUUCUUCACCUACUGCUGCAUAAACUGUAUUCACCUGUUGCCUGAUCUCCACGCGUUAGAAAAGAUGUAUUCUGAUACAGAUGGUCUUCUGAUCGUUGGCGUUCACUCGGCUAAGUUUCCAAAUGAGAAGGUCCUGGAGAACAUUCAGAGUGCCGUUCUCCGCUACAACAUCACCCACCCUGUGGUCAACGACGCAGAUGCCAGCCUCUGGCAAGAGCUGGAAGUGUCCUGCUGGCCAACUCUGGUCAUUCUUGGGCCCCGUGGAAACAUGUUAUUUUCUUUAGUUGGAGAAGGGCACAAAGACAAAUUAUUUUUGUAUGCAUCGAUUGCUUUGAAGUAUUACAAAGACAGGGGACAGAUCAGAGAUCAUAAAGUUGGAGUAAAACUCUACAAGGAUUCUUUGCCGCCAUCACCCUUGUUGUUUCCUGGCAAAGUGACCGUGGAUGAUGUUUCUGAUAGACUGGUAAUAGCAGACACCGGACAUCAUAGAAUUUUGGUUGUCAGGAAGAAUGGGCAAAUCCAGUACAGCAUUGGAGGACCCAACCCUGGAAGAAAAGAUGGAAUAUUUUCAGAAUCAGCCUUUAAUUCACCACAGGGUGUAGCCAUAAUGAAGAAUGUCAUCUAUGUGGCAGAUACUGAAAACCACCUAAUCAGAAAGAUUGACCUGGAGACCGAGACGGUGAGCACCGUAGCUGGCAUUGGAAUUCAAGGGACAGAUAAAGAAGGCGGAGCCAGUGGACAGCAGCAGCCCAUCAGUUCCCCUUGGGAUCUAGUUUUUGGAACAUCAGGUUCAGAGUCCCAGAAGGAGGACGUUCUCUGGAUCGCCAUGGCCGGGACGCAUCAGAUCUGGGCCCUCCUGCUGGACGAUGGCCGCCUCCCCAAGAAGAAUGACUUGAAGAAGGGAACAUGCCUCCGGUUUGCUGGAAGUGGGAAUGAGGAGAAUCGAAACAACGCCUAUCCUCACAAGGCAGGCUUUGCCCAACCUUCUGGCCUGUCUCUGGCCUCUGAAGACCCCUGGAGCUGCCUGUUUGUGGCUGACAGCGAGAGCAGCACCGUGAGAACCGUCUCCCUGAAGGAUGGAGCUGUCAGGCACCUCGUGGGCGGAGAGCGCGAUCCCAUGAAUCUGUUUGCUUUUGGUGAUGUUGAUGGAGUAGGAAUCAAUGCCAAGCUUCAGCACCCACUUGGAGUCACUUGGGAUAAAAAAAGGAAUUUGCUUUAUGUGGCUGACUCUUAUAAUCACAAGAUUAAAGUUGUGGAUCCAAAAACAAAAAACUGUACAACAUUAGCAGGAACUGGAGAGGCCAGUAACAUUAUCCACUCCUGUUUCACCGAGUCAACUUUUAAUGAGCCUGGAGGCUUAUGUAUUGGAGAGAAUGGUCAGUUACUGUAUGUAGCAGACACCAACAACCACCAGAUUAAAGUGAUGGAUUUGGAAACAAAAACCCUGUCUGUGCUUCCAGUUUUCAAAUCCGGAAACGUCACAGUAGAUGGCCCGUUAGCAGUAGAAAAACCAAAGACAUUACCCAAACUACCUAAAUCUGCUCCAAGCGUUACACUUUCCCCCGUGGCUGCAUCUCCAGGCCAGACACUUCAGCUCAAGCUGAGCCUCGACCUCCCCCCGGGGACAAAGCUAACUGGAGGAGCCCCCAGUUCCUGGUUUCUGAACGCCGAAGGCAAUGAAUGGCUUCUCCAAGGACAGGUGACUUCCGGGGAAAUUGAGGACCUUUCCCGUCAGCCAACAAUCUCCCUGGAGCUCCCUGGCACCUGCUUGCCCCUGGAGGCUGUGUUAUCGGUCAGCGUGUUUCUCUACUACUGCAGCGCGGACAGCAGCGCCUGCAUGAUGCAGGCAGUCCUGUUCCGGCAGCCUCUGCAAAUCACUGACACUCAGCAGGGCAGCGUGGCCCCCGCAGAGCUCAGGUAUGCGUUUUAGCUGCCUCGCUAGCAGCCCCGCCACCGCAGCACCUGGCCUCCACCCUCACUUCCCAUCCCUCUGACUGACGGGAAGAAACGGCGCCUCUGCUUCUGCGGACCAAGAAAUGUGUUGCUCAGUUCCAGCAGCUGGUUCUAAUAAAGCCAUGCUCCUCAUCUGCUUAUUUCUUACAAGCAAACACCUUCACCUGGCCACGGGCCAGAUAGUCAUUGCCCAUCAUUUGAACCGUGCUAACGUAAUCUCUGCUGCUAUUGGCACACGACUUAACCCACACACACACACACACACACACACACACACACACACACAAACUAUGGUGUAUAUUACCUUGUGAUUUACAGAAAUUACUGAACAAAAAUGAUACCAAAUAUUUUACCUCACUUUUUCUACUUUUAUUAAUAGCAAGCAUCACACUUCAGUGUAUAAAUUUCACAGUAAUUUUAGCCUAAGAUUUACUCCAUAUGUUGAUAGAAGGACACUUGCAUUCAAGGUCUGCUUUAAGCCAAAAGGAAAAAAAAAAAACAACAGUUUCAAAAAAUGUUAAGUAUAUUUAAAAGAGAAUCUCAGUCUAUUUUUAUGAUAAGUUAUUUGCUAUUUUAACAUACCAUUAGUAAUGCCUUAUGACUCAAUACAGGAAAAAAUUAAAGAUAGAGUUUAGGACACAGAGACUCAUGUUUUAACUAUUUUCUGAAUGAAUGGUCUUUACCAAAUCAUGUAUGAGUCCCCCAAAAUAUCGUGCCUUUCAAGGACAGUGGGACUCAGGGACACAUUACCGUGAUGUUAGCAAGUGAUGGAUUCAUUGUUGAAAACGAUGUCGAUGAACAUGUGUGCUGACUUAGAAAUUGACUUUUCACUUGUAAGAAUUUGGGGUGGAUUGGCUGGAUCUCUGUUUCUUUUUGUUGUUCCCAUAUUUGGAAUUUAAACCAAAAUCAUUGAUUGUGAUUUUUUUUAGGUCACCUUUAGGGGGCCGGGCUGUCACCCCAACACCUCCAAGUUUGUGUGUCCUCCCAUCCCAUCCCCCAGUCCCCUCCCCCUCCACAGCUUCCCCACGCCCUGCAGGGUCCCGGGGCAAGGUAAAGCCCACACCCUCGCUAGCCUAGCUCGAACAAACACCCCUGACCACCAGGCUCAGUGGAGGCUGAGGGAUCUCGAGCACCACUGGGAGGUCCCACCUUCUUCCUUUCAAUCACAUCUAAGCCUUAAUCCUUCAAAGUUUCAAAUUUCAAAAUUCACAAUUAAAAAAAUCCUUCAAAUUUCAGUGUGGAACAUUUCUCUACCAUUGGUAGGUGAAAUUUAUUUUGAUACAGUAUUCUUUAAAGUAUUAAGGCUGGAACAUACAGUGAUUUGAUGAUAUUAUUUGUGGGGAUGGGUGAGGGGUCUUUAUUCCCCACCCCAAAAGUCACUAGAAGAUAGUGAUGGCUCUUAUUGUUGUCAUACUUUCUCUUUUUUUAAAAAAAAAAAGCAUCUUUUUGUUUUGACUAGAACUAAUUCAUCAUGUUUAUCAUGUAGUCAGCAUACAAGAUUUUAAAAACACCAGGUGAACCAUAUUUAUUUACCCAAUAAAUAUUUAUAGACAGUCUGGUGUAUAAGUCAUUCUCCACACACAGUAUUAAAUCUCAAGUGUUAUUUUCCAACACCAUCAUCUCUACCAUUCUCUUGUAUUUUUUAAAAUAGAUUUGACAUACUUAUUACAUUUGAAUUAGCUAAAUGUCUGAAGUAAGAAAAUGCAUAUCUUAUGACCAAUUUCAUUUGUGUCCUGCUAAACCUACUUUUAAGAGAUGCACUAAUGUAAAAUUGAAAGAAUUUCUAUUUAAAGUUAUAUGUAAUUACCUCAUAAGCCUUUUCUCUCAACGGAAAGUAUGUUCUAUGAAAAAAAAAGGUUGUAUAACAUUAAUAUUCUCUUUGAAGAGAGCAUACCAUAGUCAUCUUUAAAUCUAGUUUGAUUUAUUUCCAGUUGGACGGGAUGAGAAUAUUUGUUUAAUCUUUUAUUUAACAUCCUAAACCUUCCCAGACUCCAAAAGUUUACACUGUUUUAACAUACUAAUUCAGAAAUACCAGAUAAUAUGUUAAUAUAUAAACAUGCAUAUAGAUACAUUAUGUAUUAUAUAUAUCAAAAGUAUUUUUUAGAAUCUAAUAACAUUCCCUUUGACUGAACAAGAGUUUUAGGAUAGUUGAAACCUUAUAGUUUUCUUGACUAUAUCAAAGUAGUUCUUUUUAACAUUCUUAUUCUUACCCAAUCACCAGUCUGUAUUGCUUUUACGUUAAAAGUAUUUAUAUGGACUAGAGUUUAUUUAUUUAUUUUUUUUGUAAAGUCUCGAUCUUUGUUUCCCUUCUAUUUCUGUGAUAUUGGUUCUGUAAUGUUAGUUUAAAUUUUACUUAUCUUACAUAAAUUAUUGGACUGGAGCGAUAUAGCACAGCGGGUAGGGCAUUAGCCUUGCACGCGGCCAAUCCUGGUUCAAUUACUCCAUCCCUCUUGGCAAGCUACCGAGAGUAUCCCAUCUGCAUGGCAGAGCCUGGCAAGCUCCUCAUGGCGUAUUCGAUAUGCCAAAAACAGUAACAAGUCUCACAAUGGAGACGUUACUGGUGCCCGCUCAAACAAAUUGAUGAACAACAGGACGACAGUGCUACAUAAAUUGUGACCCUGGUAGUUUAAAAAAGAUUUUAAUAACUGUCACCUAAAUACCAGUAAUGUUCUAUCAUAUACACUUUUGCAUAAUACCUUCACUCUUGGCUCUAAAUUUUCCUCUUGGCUUGGCAGUCAUUUUUUCCCCCCAACGAUAUCACAAAAAUGAUACCUUUGUGAUAAUCAUUUCACAAAUAAUAGAGAUUUUCUUUCAGAAUCCAUACUCAGAUUGAUUUGAUCCCUGAAAGUACCUAUCUUGGAUAUGCUGUCAUAAGCAAAUAUUUCAUCGAUUCAUAAGGGAAGAUCUGGUACUCCAAUGACUCUUAACUGUACCUUUGGCAAAGUUCAAUAACCAAAACAAAAUUCUUUAACCAUUCUGUUAAUAUAUUUAUAAUAAUAAUUAGGCCUGCAGAAAACUUGUAGUCUUAACACAGUCUCCCCAAAGCUUGAUUUGUGUGGGCAAGUGUCUGUAAAUAUACUUAUCUACACAUGCACAGAUGAAAAGACCAACCAGAAACAUCUCAGACAGGUUUCUCUCGUGGUCAAUAUGCUUUUGACUAAUAGCGUCUCUGAGAUAAGUUACUCUACAGUUGGAAAAAUGAGAGUCUCAGGCUUAAUUGCAGAUGCUCUUAUUUUAGUUCUGUUUCUCAGGUCUAGGUCUUUUUUUUUUUCACGAGCAUUGUGUUAUUUUCCAAAUAAGUCCCUAACCUCACCCUCCAAAAUACAGGGUGUCUUGGGUUUUGUUUGUGGAUCACACCCAGCGAUGCUUGGGGCUUACUCCUGUCUCAGCACUCAGGAAUCACUCCUGGCGUGCUUUGGGGACCAUCUGGUUUGCCAGGGGAAUUGAACCCAGUUGGCCGACGCAAGGCAAGCAUCAUACCUGAUGUACUGUCUCUGACCCCCGAAAUUGAUAGUUUUUUUGUUUUCAUGAUAAAAUGAAUUGAAUAUUGAAGGCCUACUGUAUAAUAAAAACUUGUCACAUUUAUUACCAAAGAUCAAAACAUAGUUUGGAUCCUCUUGGCCUAUUAGUUUUCCUAAGUGUGUGAUUUGGUAAAGACAGAAACUACUGGGUACAGGGGCUCACUCUUACACUUUACCGUGGGCUGGAGUCACCUGACUGCCAGUCACCCUAAAAAAUGGGACUGGUAUUCCCAUCUUAUGGAAUGUGCUGCAGGGCUUCAAUAAAAGGGUUGUGAAGCAUUUAGUAAUUAGCAAAAUGGCUAUGGUGACUGGCUUAGUAAUACUGAUAGUAAGAAUUUACGACCUUCCAUAAACUGAAAUGGCAUUUUCUUUUCAGGCCCCGUAUCUAUGAAAAAUAUGCCUAAAGUUGGAAUUCAAGACAGUUUUAUAGUAAAGCAUGUCACUAUUAUGGAUGAUAUUUUAAAAUAAAAAACCAUACCUAAGGUUUUAUAUGUAGAUGAUUAAGUGUAAAGCCCUGGAAUUUUGAGUGAUAAGGUUCUUUUGAGAGGAUCCAGACUUACGUUCCCAGAACCACAUUUUUGGACCGUGCCCUGCUGGUGCUUUACAAAAUCUUCCACGUGCCUUCUUGCAUUUCACCUUAUUGGGGCAUCAGAGUAAUCAAUAAAUGAGACAAGUAGCAUUUUACAGCUGAGAAAACAGCUUCAGAAUGUUAAUGACACAUUCGUUGCUCUAGCUCAACUAGGAAAGAUGUCUGGAAGACGGACUUUAUUCCUGGUCCUACUCCUAGAUGUCAAAUGAAAACGAACUGUGGAGUGAAAAGUGCUUCUUUCUUCUUAGGAAGACUUUCUUAAGCCGUGGCAGUAUUUAAAUAAAGUGAUGGAUAUACAUAUCAACUCCCUUUAUCCUCACCACAGCAUUAUGAGGUCAUCUUUUACUUAGUUCCCUGGUGAGGAAUCUCUUGACACACGCAAGUUAGAAGCAGUUACACCAGCACAGUCAGAAGCUCCAUUUCUGAAAGGACAGAGUACAGAGAAGUUGCUUUGUUGUUUUCCUUAUUGCCCCCCAAAGUCCGUCUUCCAGACAUCUUUCCUAGUGUAGCUAGAAUCACUAAUCCAAGGACCUCCUCAUCCAUCUCUUUGGAGUUCGCAUUAUAUAUGCUUGUCCUUCAGCAACUGCAGAGGUCUGUGUCUCCUUUCCCAUAAAUUAGGAGGUUCUACUCCUUCUGAAAUUCACAUAGUAUCCAGAGGGCUUUCUCGGGAAAAUAAUGUAUUCAAGAAUUAAAUAGCUUUUGAGGAUUAGCUGCAACAAUGUUCAUGUCAUUGAUCUUUAAAACACAGUGUCAUAAUGUGUAGCUGAAUUUCUAGCACAAGGCUGAGGCAGAGUCUAAGGAGCUUCUUCAGUCUUAAAUAUACACACAGCCCAUAGUCCUUGGUUCCUAAAUAACCAAGUGGUGUAUUCACCACUACUCCGUCACACGGUGAUUCCAAUCCACACCGCUCCAACAGGGAAGAUUUUCACCAGGUCAAUCUGUUAUCCCAGCACAGUUCCUGAAAAGGAUAAAAGUGCUGAAUGCCAUUGAUCAAGAAUAGUGCCCACCGCCCCCUUGGUUCAUUUAAGUAGUAGUAUUAGAAUUACUUUAUUUAGCCACAAAAUUCUACUCUAAACUCCCAAAUGAAGUAUUCUCUAAAAUGUAUUGGCAGUGUCCUACUUCAGAACUAAAGUUCACCAUGAAUCAAGAUUUCUCUCCUUUCCUCCUCUCCUAUCACACAAUAGUUUAUUUAAGGAAUUCACACUAACCCAGUCAUUCUUUUGUCCUAAGUCAUUCAAAGUUCCCCCCUCCCCAUGUCCCCCCCCUCAAUUUUCUGGCAAGAGGAUAAUACACAGUGUGACAUUAAAAGCUGGAGCUCAGGGAAUGUGUGCGUGAGAGAGAGAGAGAGAGAGAGAGAGAGAGAGAGAGAGAGAGAGAGCGAGAGCCGUGAGCAGCUGAGCAUGGCCUCUCACGCUCUGAGCUGCUGGCUGGGCAGCGGCCUCCAGCCAGACAGCCCGCUGGCCACACAGCACCGUCUGGUCACUCCUUGGCUUCACCUCUGUCUCGUAAUGAGCUGAUUUGGUUUAAUUAUUGUUGGGACGUGAAAACCCUCAGCACUGGUGGAAUGUUUGCCUUGUGCUAGUUAUUCAUUGCUUGGCGUGUCCCUCUCUGCUGGCCUGUUGCUCUGAGUGCACCCAAAGGACGUAUUGUCCCCUCGGAAACCCCAGGAACAGACGAAAGACUCCCAAGCAUCUUCUACUCUGUUCCACUGCCUAUAUCAGGAUCUGUAUACUAACGAGCACAAAGCAGCCACAUGCUCCAAAGCAUUUUCCUAACGGUCAGGACAUAGUAUGAAAUUCUUCCUUUUUAAAUAGCAACUAACUUACAGACCUGGUGUUUUUCAGUAAUAGAAUUAAGAAAAAAAAAUUGACCUUUUUUUAAUGUUGAAACUCCAAACUAUGCAUUCAGUAGACAAAUAGAAUUUAUUACCAUUUGCUUUUAACAUUUGCUUUAAAACUUGGUUACAUAUUUAUGUUUCAAAUAAAGUGAAAUUAAACCUCCCAGUACUGAGAAAUAGUGGGGAGAAAGCCAUGAGAUUUAAAGAUGUCCAAUUAAAACAGUAUUUGUCUAAUUCUUUAUCUGGAGUGCUGUACUCAUAAGCAAUCUUUGUUAAGGCGUAUAGGCUUUUUAGAUGAUGAUUAUUAUAAUGAAGGGAAAAGACAGGUGCUUUUCUGAAUAUUUAAAGGCACUCUACCAUGAUAUUCUCUUUCCAUAUUUAGAAUGUAUAGUCAUUAUCUUUAGUCGCACUAGAAAUAUAUUCAUUCUAUGUUGUGUUCAUUAUACCAAAUAGGUAACAAGAUUUUGCUUGUAUGGAGUUUAAAUGUACUGCUAGCUUGUAUGACCUGUCAUCCAAAUUUACCUCUAAGAAAAUGCUUCUACUUGCUUACCACAUCUUCGGCCUCUCUCUCUUUAAAAACAUGGGUAGGGGCUGGAGCGAUAGUACAGCCUAAGGUGCUUUUACCUUGCAAAUACCCAAUCUGGGUUCAAUCCCCAGGACCCAUCUGGAAUGACCCCUGAACCCCCAGCAAUGAUUCCUGAGUGGAGAGCCAGGAGGAAUAAGACCUGAAUAGUGCCCAGUCUGACCCCAAAACACAAAUGAAAAAAAGAAAAGCAUAGCUUCUGUAGAAGUUCCAGUGAGAAAUGACUGGGCCAUUACAUAAGCAAGAGAGAGAGAGCACAAAUGGUAAUUAAAAAAAAUGUUUUUUGAUAAUAUCACAAUUUCCAUAGGAAGAAGAUACUGUAUGUUUAAAGAAUGCUUUAAAAUAUUUGACUUUAAAUUUCUCCACGUACUUUGCAGUAUGCCUUUCUAGUUAUAUUUCAUAUAGGUUGGUAUUUUGUUAUGAAAUUCUCACUGUCAGUGUUGUGUUGAGAGCCAGUUUAGAAAUGUUUUUAAUUGCUGUCGUUACUGUAGGUGUGAAUUCUGGACAAAUCAGAGUUUGCUGUGUGAAGAGUUUGUGUUAUAUCUGUAUACAUAUGUGCUUAUAUUUAUAUCUGUAUAUAAAAUCACUUUCAAAUUUUAACAUAUCAUAAAUGGUUCUAUUUUAGAGACUAACAUUCUUUUACCAUCUUUUGUAUGGAUAAAAUCAUGGUUUUAUUUCUCAGAGUGGAGUUGUUCUGUUUGUACCAAUUUUAUUAUCUGUCAUUCCAAAAGUUUGAUCGUGCUUUUUUUCUCUAAAGAUAAAAACCCAAAUGAAAUCUAAUUUAUAAGUUCAUCUAUUAAUAUUUCAAUAUGGUCUGGUUCUAAAGGAAUUUUAUCAGUUUGCAUUUCUAAGCGUUUCCAAUAGAGUAAUAUAUUUUUAUACAGCACAGUUUCUACCUUUACUUCAAGACUAUCUUCGGUAACUCUUUCAAGCAUAUGUAUUAACCAGAAGCUCAUUUGGAGGAAGCGUGCGGUGGCCUUGGUUACCAGCUCGGGAGAGCUGUACAGCCUGUGAUCAGAGAAAACAAGAUGCAUUUAUGUUUAUACUGUAUCAGAAGCCUAAUGCCUCUUUUCUUAAGCUUUGUACAUUUUUUUUCAAGAAAUAGAAUAAAUAUUUUCUCUCUAAA